Messenger RNA from Volvox carteri f. nagariensis, 2020 nucleotides. RefSeq lists its product as uncharacterized. Gene Ontology annotation, molecular function: protein-folding chaperone binding; ATP binding; protein folding chaperone. Lineage: Eukaryota; Viridiplantae; Chlorophyta; Chlorophyceae; Chlamydomonadales; Volvocaceae. The transcript has 6 exons. The record is from RefSeq and is a predicted model, not a curated record. Gene Ontology annotation, cellular component: mitochondrial matrix; chloroplast. Bases 32 to 748 code for a protein of 238 amino acids.
CAGGAUUAAAUCUAAGAAUACUUCACUGAGAAUGCAGAAGUGCCUUUCCCGGCGAGGUGUUUUCGGCGGCCAAGCAACUGGCCGCCGGUCUGCCGUCGUUGUUCGUGCUGAGGCAAUUGCCGUUCCUGCACCUUUUACAAAGGUCACGGCCAAGGGUGAUCGUGUGCUGGUACGUGUUGCCGAGGAGGAGGUGAAGACGCGAGGCGGCAUUCUCCUGCCCCCCUCCGCGAUUAAGAAGCCAACUUCUGGUGAGGUGGUCAGCCUUGGCGAUGGGCGCAUGGGCAACGGCGAGGUGCGCCCAUUUUACCUAAAGCCAGGGCAAACUGUCGUGUACAGCAAGUUCGGCUUCAUGUAUACGGACCUUAAGCUGUCGAACGGCGAGGAAUAUAUCCUUAUCCGCGAGGACGACGUCAUCGGCAUCAUGCCCCGCGCCAAUGCCCAAGCUGACGACGUUCCGGAGCUGCAGCCUUUGUCAGACCGGGUAUUGGUCCGCGUGGAGGACGUGGCGGAUGUGACCCUGGGCGGAGUCAUCUUGCCGGAUAGUGCCAAGGAGCGGCCCCUCAGCGGUACUGUAGUACGGACGGGGCCGGGGAAGUACGACAAGGACGCGGAGGGCAAGCGGAAAGCCAUGACGGUUCAACCAGGUGACAAGGUGUUGUACUUCAAGUACGCGGGUGACAACAUGGAGACCCCUGAAGGGGCCAAGUUCGUGGUGUUGCGGGAGGACGAUAUCCUGUGCAAGGCGUGACGGAGCUGGUGGUAAUGGUGGUGGUGCGGCGCUCGGUUCUUAUUUUGGGUAGUUCAUGGUUUAAUGGGGAAGGUGGGAAUGAAGGCGGAUGGCGGGCAAGGACGUGUGAAGUGUGGGAGGUGAUAGACGGAGGGGCUGGCCUAGCUUUCUGGAAGCGAGCAAGAGGAGGAGGAGGAGGGGGAAGGAUGCAGCGGCGACGGCCCUGGGAAUGGCGGCUUGGAGUGGCAGCGAAUGAGAAGCGAGAGGAGAAGGCGUAGGUAAAAGGAGGCGUGAAGGAUGGCCAUGGCAAAUCCUUGCAGAAGGCAACCUUUUCAAUCUGCAAUCUUUUUUGAUGCUGCGAUGGUUCCGACGGUCAAGCAAUGGACGGCAGCAAGCGAGGUUUGGGAUAUGCGCUGGUGACGUCUCUCCUAACCGCAAGUCAUCAGGACAGAGCAGGACAGGAUUCAUUCUGGACAGCCGUCUCCCAGGGCUGCUUGCUUCUCCGUCAUGUGUGUAACCCCCGGCCGGGAGGAGGCUUUCUCUUUAUGUAUGUCCGUGUAGUGGAUUUCCCCCUGGGAGAAUCCUUCACCACCACCUCUCGGGUUGCUAUUGGGCGGCAGGUAUUUAAGGCGAGAUCCUCUUCAACAGAGAGGGAGUGAAGGGUAAGAGGGUUACACGCGGACUCCAGCUGGAGAGGUGACACCAUGGGGGGCGUUAAAGAGGCGGGUCGCCGCGUUGAAGGGCGGGAAGCCCACCAGCUUGGCGAUGGGGAUGAUGUGCGCGGAAAGGAGUGGGGCUUGUGGGCCAUGACGCGACUGCUCCCCGGCGUCCUGGAGAGUGGAGUGUGGGGCGGUCCACACCGCGGGGGUGGGGCCUACUUGGAUGCCUCCCUCCUUCCUCAGUCGGGUGAAGUAACUUGAACAGACAAGUGAUCCAGUUCCGACUUCAUCCUUUGUUUGCCGCCGUCACCAGUGGUGCAGCCACCUGGUCAUAUGUGAGUGCGCUAGCUCCGAACCCAGAGGGGAAAGAGGUGACCGGGUUCAAAGAUGCGGCAUUGUAAUAAAGGAGCGAGGCGACAACAACCCAGCAAAGGCCAUGAAGUGGUGCUUCCGUCUCUGUUGUCAUGAACCACGACAUCUAGGGGGAAUCCGCGUGGCAUGCGUCCUUUCUUUUUUCCUAGGGAGCUGAUUUUCUGGGACUUGCUGGGCGGCGGGAACCACCUGUGCGGAUUUGAGACUGGCUAAAAAUUGCCUACGUUACCUUUUACACCGGCCUGUAGCAAUGGCAGGAUGA